CAGGCCGAGACGCUGAGAGCGAAUACAGCGCAGGCCGCUCUUAGCAAGCGGGGAGACCUCUCCACGAACCUCCACCCACCGCCUGGACCGGGCCAUGGCGGCGGAACCGUGCUCGCAGAUUGAAGCCGAACUUUAUUACCUGAUCGCCAGAUUCCUGCAGUCUGGACCAUGUCAGAAAUCCGCUCAGAUGCUGCUGCAGGAGCUGCACGAAUGCGAGAUCAUUCCGAAGCGCUGGAGCUGGGAUGGAAAGCAGUUUAAGCGAAGCUUUGAAGACUGGGUCUUGUUAAAUCAGCACAUACCUGCGGAUUACCUGUUGCGCGUGUGUGAGCAGAUUGGCCCAUUGAUAGAUAAACACAUUCCUCCUAGUGUUUCCGGAGUCCACAGUUUACUGGGCAGCGGGCGACAGUCAUUACUACGGACAGCACAAAGUUCUUCUCAUACAGCAUGGAGUGGUUCUGCAGUAGUCGCCUUGCACAGGGGACGGCCCCCAGAACCACCUCUCAACUGUGCCAAACCACCAAAUAUAGUGUCAAUCAUGGGUGCUCGCCAAAAAACAGGAGUGGCUCGAUUUGGCCACGUCUUCCCCUCCUGUACCUAUCAGCACAUGAAGAUGCAUCGAAGGAUUCUGGGCCAUCUCUCAUCAGUGUACUGUGUGGCAUUUGACCGCACUGGGCAGCGCAUUUUUACGGGUUCUGAUGACUGUCUGGUGAAGAUCUGGGCGACGGAUGAUGGCCGUCUCCUAGCCACUCUGCGUGGACAUGCGGCAGAGAUUUCAGACAUGACUGUGAAUUUCGAGAACACGCUCCUUGCUUCCGCCAGCUGUGACAAGGUCAUCCGCGUGUGGUGCCUGCGUACCUGUGCACCUGUGGCAGUGUUGCAGGGGCACACAGCCUCUAUCACCUCCAUACAGUUUUCUCCAUCAGCAUUAGGUUUCUCUCGGCAUCUGGCCACCACUGGAGCUGACGGGAUGGUGUGUUUCUGGCAGUGGAACUCACUCAGUAUGAAGUUUGAUGAUCGGCCUGUGAAGUUUAUGGAACGUUCUCGUCCCGGAGUUCAGAUAUCCUGCAGUUCCUUCAGCUCUGGGGGAUUGUUUCUGGCCACAGGAGGGACCGACCACAUGAUCAGAGUUUACUACCUCGGGACAGAGAUGCCUGUGAAGUUUUCUGACCUGGACUCCCACACGGAUAAAGUUGUAGCUAUUCAGUUCUGCAAUAACACCGACAGUCUCAGGUUUGUGAGUGGUAGUCGGGAUGGUACGGCUCGGAUUUGGCAUUAUCAACAGCAGGAAUGGAAGAGUACCGUGCUGGACAUGACCACCAGAUUACCAGGGAGUGCUGUGAUAUCAGGCGAUGACAAAUCGACCAAGUUGGUGGUGACCAUGGUCGCGUGGGAUCGUUGCGAUCGCUCCAUCAUCACAGCUGUUUCAAACUGCCUCCUCAAAGUCUGGAACUCAGCUAAUGGCCAAUUACUACAUGUGCUGUCGGGUCAUGAUGAUGAGGUGUUUGUUUUGGAAGCACACCCCUUUGACUCACGAAUCUUGUUAUCAGCUGGUCAUGAUGGUAACAUCUACAUCUGGGACCUCAGUAAAGGCCUCAAGAUCAGAAACUUCUUCAAUAUGAUCGAAGGGCAGGGUCAUGGUGCUGUGUUUGACUGUAAGUUUUCUGUGGAUGGGCAGCACUUUGCCUGCACAGACUCUCAUGGUCAUCUCCUCAUCUUCGGAUUUGGGUGCAGUCAGCCUUAUGAAAAGAUUCCAGACCAAAUGUUCUUCCAUACCGAUUUCCGGCCGCUGAUCCGGGACUCCAAUAACUUUGUUCUAGAUGAGCAGACACAGCAGGCACCCCAUCUUAUGCCUCCACCUUUUCUGGUGGACGUAGAUGGGAACCCCCACCCACCUCGUUCCCAGCGCCUGGUGCCAGGCAGAGAAAAAAACUGCAAAGAGGAGCAGCUUGUGCCACAGCUCGGCUACAUGGCUAAUGGUGAUGGUGAAGUGGUUGAGCAGGUGAUUGGCCAGCAGACUGCAGACGAGUCUCAGGAAGAAAGCCCAUUGGAUGACCUGAUUAGGCAGCUCCAGCACCAGCAAGAUGAGCGACUCAACUCAGGAAGUCCUACAGUAGGUGCUGAGGUGGCAGGUGGUCCUCUGUCACCCCCUAACGUUGGGCUGCGACGUAGCGGACAAGUUGAGGGUGUACGGCAGAUGCACAAUAAUGCUCCCCGAAGUCAGAUUGCCACUGAGAGAGACCUGCUGGCUUGGAGCCGUCGCGUGGUAGUUAAUGAAGUCCAGUCUGGCAUAUUCAGAGUGAUGGAAGACAGUAGGCGUGCUAAAGGAGAGGUAGAAAGGUCUUUCUACAAACAUUGAGAGAAGAAGAAGAAAUCUGCACCCACAACAGGAAGUGAGCCGUUGGGAGAGAGCGUUCGCAUGUUACGGAGGCCUCAGCGCAGACCUCAGCAGAGGAGACACACGUAUCAGACCCGCUCGACUCAAGAAAGGAGACGCAGCACAAGUGUGCUCUCGUACACCCAUAACGAGGAAAGUGUGGCAGAGUCCGACAGUGAAGUGGAGCAGGAGGAGGAGCAGAAUGAGAACAGUGACGUGUCCUCUGAUGGUGAAGCUCAGUGGGAGAAGGACAGUAGCUCCAGUGACUCUUCUAGCGAGUAUUCUGAUUGGACGGCAGAUGCUGGAAUCAACCUCCAGCCUCCGAAGCGAACAACUAGAAGGCUGCCAGCUCGUGUUGCUGGGAGUAGCAGCUCUGAGGAAGAGGAGGGGACGGGGCAGGGAGAAGGAGACGCUGAGAGAACGAGUAAACGCACUGAAAAGAAAAAAGAAACCAAACAGACUAAACAGCGGUCUGUGCCUGCUGGUGACUUAGAGGAAUGGUUGCCCCCAUCUUGGAUCAUGGAGACAAUUCCAAGACGAUCACCCUUUGUACCUCAAAUGGGAGAUGAACUGAUAUAUUUCCGUCAGGGUCAUCAAGCAUAUGUCCGAGCCGUGUCUCGUGCCAAAGCCUACAGCAUCAACCCUCAGAAACAGCCCUGGAACCGCCUGAACCUCAGGGAUCAGGAGUCUGUAAAGGUAGUGGGUAUUAAAUAUGAAGUCGGGCCGCCCACUCUGUGCUGCCUCAAACUGGCUCUCCUGGACCCCAUCUCAGGGAAAAUGACCAACGAAUCCUUCAGCUUGAAGUAUCAUGAUAUGCCUGAUGUCAUUGACUUUCUGGUGCUACAACAGUUUUACAAUGAGGCCAAAGAACGCAACUGGCAGCCUGGUCAGCAUUUCAGGAGCAUCAUUGAUGAUGCAUGGUGGUUUGGUUCGGUGGAGUGUCAGGAGCCAUUUCAAUCUGACUAUCCAGACAGCCUUUUUCAGUGCUACAUUGUCAGGUGGGAUAAUGGAGAGAGAGAGAAAAUGAGUCCAUGGGAUAUAGAGCCCAUACCUGAAGAAGCUCCACUUCCAGAGGAACAUGGUGGCAGUGUCCCGGUCACAGAGGAUGAGCUUCAGGCCCUGCUGUACACUCCUCAGGAGGGAGAGUGGGGGCUGCACACACGAGAUGACGAGUGCGAGAGAGUCAUCACAGCCAUAGAUCAGCUGCUAACGCUCGAUGUGGCAAAGGCAUUCUCCUGCCCUGUAGAUUUGAGGGAAUAUCCACUGUACUGCACUGUUGUGGCCUAUCUUACUGACCUCAGCACCAUCAGAACAAGAUUAGUGCACCGUUUCUACAGACGGAUCUCAGCACUAAUGUGGGAGGUGCGUUACAUUGAACACAACGCUCGAACAUUUAACGAACCGCAGAGCCCUAUCGUCAAAGCAGCCAAAACGGUCAGCAGCGUCCUGUUGCGUUUCAUCAGGGAUCAGACCUGUACUGAUAUCUUGGAUCUCUAUGAUAAAAUGAAGAGUGAAUCUAUCAGCAGCGAGGAAGAGGAAGAGGAGACUGUGGAUGUGGACUCGGACACUCCUGGCACCUCCACUGGUCAGAGGGUGAGACAAUUCAGCUUAUAAUUGAUUUACUAUGAA
Cyprinus carpio (common carp) is the source of this 4003-nucleotide messenger RNA. RefSeq names its product bromodomain and WD repeat-containing protein 3-like. Gene Ontology annotation, biological process: cytoskeleton organization; regulation of transcription by RNA polymerase II; regulation of cell shape. NCBI's taxonomy places the organism in Eukaryota, Metazoa, Chordata, Actinopteri, Cypriniformes, Cyprinidae. Gene Ontology annotation, molecular function: protein binding. The record is from RefSeq and is a predicted model, not a curated record. Gene Ontology annotation, cellular component: nucleus.